Messenger RNA from Caenorhabditis elegans, 1650 nucleotides. It is a transcript of the gene F44F1.4, whose product is annotated as SKICH domain-containing protein. The record is from RefSeq and is marked reviewed. The coding region runs from base 1 to 1650 and encodes 549 amino acids. NCBI's taxonomy places the organism in Eukaryota, Metazoa, Nematoda, Chromadorea, Rhabditida, Rhabditidae. Gene Ontology annotation, biological process: autophagy. The transcript has 3 exons.
AUGGAUACCUCGAUUAGGUCUACCUUUUCCAUGUCUUCCGCUUCCUCUGACUAUGCCCACGAGCUUCCGUAUGCUCGAAUUCCGGGAUCCGAACCAGUACCUCGUCCUCUCAAAUGGUCCAUUCACAAGUGCUCUUCUACGAAUAUGAGUACGAUUGGAUUAGAACAUUCCGAUGGUCGUGUUUACUUCUUCGAGUUCUGCGCAGAAAAUGACACCAUCUUACCUCAUGUGUGCUCUUGCCAGCCUGACGUUACCGAGAAGGACCUCUUUCCUGACUACGCUGUCUGGUGUGAGGAGAUCGAAGACCAUGUGAUUUUUGCGUUUAACUCGAUGUCAAACAAGAUGGAACAGUUUGUCUAUUCCUUCGAAACUCACAGUUUUGUGGAAAUCGAACGUCCGGAGUUGGUUUACAAUCGGGGAAAUUCCACGCUGGGUUCUAUCGUUACAGCCUUGAGUGGUGAAAAGGAGACUAUUGUGAUUGAAAGAGAUGAAAAUGGAGCAAUGAAGUCAAGAUCGUCUGUGCAUGGAGAUAACUCGCAAACUCCAGUCGAUACAUUGGUAAUGCAAAGCAUUGAAAAGAAUGAAUUGGCUGUAAAUAAAGAUGAAGAAGUCACAAAUAUCAGUAAUGAAUUUGGAUGCUUGGACUACUUGGAAAGUCUUCCAGAGUUGAGGAUUCAAAGAUGCUCAAAAUUGUGCGGAGAUAUUGUUCAAGUUGUUUCCAAGACAACUGGUAGUUAUUCAACUUACAAUUAUACAAUCUACACCGGAAAGUUCAACAACACAAACAAAGUUUACUGCACCAGUUGCAAUUCUGUGACCUCUGAGAAGCACCUAAAACCACAGUAUUCUGUUCACUCGGAAGCUUUGGAUGCCCGUGUUAUUCACUGUCGCAACUCCUUAACCAAUGAUAUUGAGCAGUAUACUUACAACCCAGAUACUAAUGCAUUCGAGCAAGUAUAUUGUAAGGAACUUGCCUAUGAUCCAAGUCGAAUCAGCAACGCUACAAACGAUUACGAAGCAAUUCAGAAGGAAAAGUAUUCGAGCAUCACGGAUGAGUAUGUUGUUCUUCCAGCAGCACCGGUGAAGACAUUUGCUGUGAGAAUUCAAGAAGAGAAACAGAAGAAGCUGGAUGAAGAGGAACAACAGAAGGUGUUGAAGAUUCAAGAACUGGAGAAACAAAAGGAUGAACAAAUUAUGAAAUCAAUGUUGGAACUGGAAGAUAUGAAGAAGUUAUUGGAAGAGAAAGAUGAGAAGAUUCUGAUGCACGUGGGUAAACAACGUGUCAUGAAAUUUGAUAUGGAUAUUCUGAAAAAUAAGUUAGACGAAAGUAUUAUGAAAAUAAAAGAAGCAAAUGAUCAUAAUCUGGAAUUGGAGAAAGCAAAACUCAUAGCAUUUGAAGCAUCGAGAGAGGAGAAAAAACAGUAUGACAUUCUGAAGAAUACCCUGAAGGAGAAAGAAGAUCUGAUUGAGAAAUUGAAGGCCCAAAUCGCGGCGAAAGAUCAAAAUCGGCAGCGCACUCAAAACUUCAAUGCUCACAGCAAUCCCAUGUUCGGAGUUCAGCCUCCAGCGAUGAUUGCCGCUAAUCCGUAUGCAUGCCCAUACAUCGUCCAGGUGGACCAACCACAGCUUCAUUGUUGGAGUUCCAAAUAA